Molecule: messenger RNA, 741 nt
Organism: Trichoderma aggressivum f. europaeum
Lineage: Eukaryota; Fungi; Ascomycota; Sordariomycetes; Hypocreales; Hypocreaceae
Exons: 3
Coding region: 1-741 (246 amino acids)
Source: RefSeq, a predicted model, not a curated record
AUGGCCCCCCCCUUCUUCGCCAUCGUCUCCGGCGUCGGCGCCGGCACAGGCGCCUCCGUCGCCCGCCGCUUCGCCCAGUCCUACCCCGUCGUCCUCCUCGCCCGCAAGCCCUCGAGCUACGAGCCCAUCGUCGCCGCCAUCAAGGCCGCCGGCGGCACCGCAAUCGGCAUCUCCGCCGACGCCACCGACCCGGCCGCCGUCGACGCCGCCUUUGCCCAGAUCGAAAAGGAGCUGCCCGGCUCCAAGCUCGCGGCCGCCGUGUACAACGGCGGCAGCGGCACAGGCCGGAAGUCGUUUCUGGAGCAGACCCUCGCCGAUCUGGACCUAAGCCUCGACUCUGCUGCCAACGGCCUCUUCUACUUCGCCCAAAAAUCCAUCCCUCUUCUUCUCGCAGCUGUUGAUUCCUCCCCUCACCCCCCGUCUCUCCUCGUCACCGGCGCAACCGCUUCCCUCCGCGGCUCCGCCUUCUUCAGCACGUUUGCCGCUGGAAAGUUCGCCCAGCGUGCCCUCACCCAGUCUCUGGCCCGCGAGUUUGGCCCCAAGGGCGUGCAUGUCGCCCUGGCUGUCAUUGACGGUGUCAUUGACAUUCCCCGGACCCAGGGUUACGUUGUGAACAAUGGUGUAGAUGAUGGCAAGAUCAGCCCUGAUGCCAUUGCCGAGAGCUACUGGCACUUACACACACAGCACAGAUCAGCUUUCACGCAGGAACUGGAUAUCCGCCCAUUCGUGGAGAAAUUUUAA